Lolium rigidum is the source of this 1964-nucleotide messenger RNA. Its product is annotated as rab escort protein 1-like. Gene Ontology annotation, biological process: protein geranylgeranylation; small GTPase-mediated signal transduction; intracellular protein transport. The coding region runs from base 1 to 1659 and encodes 552 amino acids. Gene Ontology annotation, cellular component: nucleus; cytosol; Rab-protein geranylgeranyltransferase complex. The record is from RefSeq and is a predicted model, not a curated record. NCBI's taxonomy places the organism in Eukaryota, Viridiplantae, Streptophyta, Magnoliopsida, Poales, Poaceae. Gene Ontology annotation, molecular function: GDP-dissociation inhibitor activity. The transcript has 10 exons.
AUGGCGGACGCCUCCGCCGGCGGCUUCCCGGACGACUACCCCACAAUCGACCCCACCUCAUUCGACGUGGUCGUCUGCGGCACCGGGCUCCCGGAGUCCAUCCUCGCCGCCGCCUGCGCGGCCGCCGGGAAGACCGUCCUCCACGUCGACCCCAACCCCUUCUACGGCUCCCUCUACUCCUCCGUCCCGCUCCCGUCCCUCCCCUCCUUCCUCUCCCCCGGCUCCUCCGCCCCCUGCCCGCCUCCCUCAACCGCAACCUCCUCCCCCGCCGCCGCCGCUUCGCACAGCGCCGUCCAUCUCGACCGCCGCUGUCUGUACUCGGAGGUUGAGACCUCGGGGACGGUUCCCGAACCCUCCAACCGCUUCACGGUCGACCUGGUGGGCUCCAGGGUGCUGUACUGCGCCGACGAGGCCGUGGACCUUCUUCUCAGAUCAGGGGGGAACAACCAUGUGGAGUUCAAGAGCGUCGAGGGGGGCAGCCUCCUCUACUGGGACGGCGCCCUCUACCCGGUGCCGGACUCCAAGGGGGCCAUCUUCAUGGACAGCACGCUUAAACCUGGCAUGAAGACCCUCCUCUUCAGCUUCUUCAAGCUUGUCGAGUCGCACAUUGCCGCGUCGUCCUCUGGCGGCGACGACGAGGGGCAGGGAGAGGCCUCGGGCAAGAUAUCCGAGGAGGACCUGGACCUCCCCUUCGUUGAAUUCCUCAAGAAACAGAGGCUUCCACCAAAGAUAAGCGCGGUUAUGUUGUAUGCCAUUGCCAUGGCAGAUUAUGAUCAAGAUGCCGCGGACUCCUCUGAGAAAUUAUUAACAACGAGAGAUGGAAUCAAGAGCAUAGCUCUUUAUUUGUCGUCUAUUAAGAGGUUCGCUAAUGCAGAAGGUGCUUUCAUCUAUCCUAUGUAUGGGCAUGGCGAGCUGCCGCAAGCUUUCUGCCGCUUUGCUGCUGUUAAAGGUGCCCUAUAUGUGUUGCGGAUGCCGGUCACAGCCCUUCUUCUGGACCAGGAAAAGAAGCGGUAUAUUGGCACCAGAUUGGCAUCUGGUCAGGAUAUUUUGUGCCAGCAGUUGAUUCUUGAUCCUUCAUUCAAAAUUCCUUCCUUGGACAUCCCAUCUGAUGUUUCAGACUCAAACUCGCCAAGAAAAGUUGCUAGAGGAAUAUGCAUAACUAGCAGCUCUAUUAAACAGGGAAAAUCAAGUGUUCUGGUUGUUUUUCCCCCAAAAUCACUACAAGAGCAGCAGGCUGCUGCUGUUCGGGUGCUUCAGUUGAGCAGCAAUGUAGCAGUAUGCCCUCCUGGAAUGUUCAUGGCAUAUCUGUCUACUCCCUGUACUGAUGCCUUUUUGGGAAAACAAUGCAUAAACAAAGCAAUAGAGGUUCUUUUCAGUGCUCAGGGUUCAGAUGAUUCAGAAGGCCAUUUGGAGACAACCAGUGAAAACAUUGAGAAUGCAAAGCCAACGCUAAUCUGGAAUUGUGUGUAUGUUCAAGAGAUCACACAGGGAACAUCUGGUACUGUAUUAUCAUGCCCCAUGCCUGAUGAAAAUCUGGACUACAGGAAUACACUGGAAUCAACAAAAAAGUUAUUCACAGAUACUUAUCCUAAUGAAGAAUUCCUGCCUAGAAACUCAGCUCCCAAAUAUGCCGAUGACGACUCUGAUUCUGCAGAAUAAGAAACAUGUUUAUAGAGGAUGCAGUAUUUUUUCUGGACGAAUUCCUCACAGAAGAUACAUGAAGCCAUCUGUAUUUGGAAGUUUGGAUACAUCGUAUAAUGAGCGAGACUACAGGCCACAGCAUCGUCAUCGAUGGUUGUAUGACUUGUUGCAGCAUGCAGUUGUUACAUACCGCACAAGCUAUAUGGGCACCCUUCAUUUGUUGUGUAGGAGUUGAAACAGUUAAAUGAAUUUGAGUUUAAAAUGCUGGUCUGAUGCAUAUACGGUUUAUGCUCUCGAUUCUAGAGGAUGAAUUCCGGCCUGUA